CAACCGCAGUCCUAAUACGGCGCCAUGGCAGUUGCAGGGGCGGAUGUUCUGGAUGACCUCUUCAUAUGGGCUGUCACAACACCAUCCGACCCUUUGAAGGACCCACAGAUGCCAUCCUCGGCUGAAUUAGAUGCCAUGUUUCAAGCGAACUUGAUGACCUUAACGUCGGCCUGCGCUCAAAGCCGUGAAGACAAGCUGAAGCUGGCGAGGAGGUGCAGAUCUAUCAGCAGAAAAGGUGAUCUGGAAAUGCUGGCCAGGACGCGCUUUUUCGCUGCGGGGCACCACGAUGGCAUUCAUGCACGUGUUGAUGGCAUUGUCCUGCCAGUGGGCCAGUGGGUGGGUGCCUCCCGUGGCAUUGCGGUAUAUGCCGAUGCUGCUGCGGCUCGCCGGUCGCUGGCUAGGACGCACCUUGUUGGCGGAACUCCAUCCCGUAGCGUGCUGCUGGAGGUUUCUUGUCGCGGGAUGCCCACCGUGGUGGAUGCGGCAAGCUGGAAGCUCCGGUUUCCUGAAGUCUGCCUGCGCGAGGAGAAGGGCCGGCGCAAAGAGCAUUGGGGAGCCCUGGGCGUCCGAGAGUGGACAGCUGGCGAUGAAUCGCGGCAAAGCGACCUUGCAAAGCGAAGCGCCCUGCUCCGUGAACGUUUCUCCCCGAGCUUCGAAGUGUCCUGUUCCCUGUGAGCCAAUGCACACGUUUGCACAAAGCUUGCAGAUGUGAGCUAUUGCAGCUAUUGUUUUGGCUAAUGCUCCAUAGUGUCGUGGCAA
Effrenium voratum is the source of this 759-nucleotide messenger RNA. The record is from the annotation of a GenBank genome assembly. NCBI's taxonomy places the organism in Eukaryota, Dinophyceae, Suessiales, Symbiodiniaceae.